Messenger RNA from Cryptotermes secundus, 4729 nucleotides. RefSeq lists its product as uncharacterized. The coding region runs from base 297 to 4640 and encodes 1447 amino acids. The record is from RefSeq and is a predicted model, not a curated record. Lineage: Eukaryota; Metazoa; Arthropoda; Insecta; Blattodea; Kalotermitidae. The transcript has 6 exons. Gene Ontology annotation, molecular function: protein binding.
CUUCAGUCAGAGUGGUGCUUACGUACAGGUCAGAAGUCCUAACGUGUGUGUGCGGGGAAAUUUCACGUCUUUUCUUUCGUGUGGAUUGUUUCAUACAUGGCGGUGCGGGUUGCAGAUUGCCUCGCUGAGAGGAUAUAGAAUCUGCCGGCGUUACACUAAGAAAUAACCUUUACUGACAGCCCGUGUGCGCACCAAUGGGCUGUAAUCCUCACAGCACUGUGCGGCCCACACACACUGCCUAAUCCCAGCUUCUCUACAAUCCUGACAGCAUUAUUCCACAGUUAAAGGUCCCAUGAAUGCUACUUCGUGGAAUGGAGGAUGAGCGGCCUUUCCCACGGGCUGGAGGUUUGUCAUUUCUUCCACCAGGCGGCAUAAACAUCGCAUCAACAUGGCGGAUGAUGACAAAGAAGAUUCUAAAUAUUUCGCCUUGCUCACAUCUACUGCAGAAAACAACAAUGGUCCCCAACAUUAUGAGCAAAUUAGCAACAAAUAUUUGGAAGUGGGCUUCGGUAACCAGAUUUCGAAAUCGUGGAGAAGUACAUCGAACCCAACUCCUUUCAAUAAAACAACCCAGAAUAACUUCAAGCAAUUCAUUUUCUCUACUCCACAUUGUGCUGAUUUUGGUGCUUUUUGGAAAGACUGACGCCCUCUGUCCGUCUCGAUGUUAUUGUAACGACGAAGCGCUGAGGGCGUCGUGUGAAGACGCAGGUCUUGAAGUCGUGCCAAUCCAGCUGAAUCCGAACGUGAAAACCAUCAACUUGAGAGACAACCGCAUCGGCGACGUCCACUUCACACUUGGCUUCUAUUCAAAUCUCCGUUCAUUGGACGUCUCGCGUAAUCGAAUCUCGUCACUGGGGUCUAAAAACUUUGAACUUCAAGAGAAACUUCUGAGCCUUAAUGCGAGCGGUAACCAAAUCGCCAACCUUAGCAAAUUCACUUUCAGUGGACUCAAAUCACUGAGAGUUCUGGACCUAAGUGGAAAUCUUAUUGAAAGUUUAGAUGGUGGCAUGUGGGAGGAAUCACCAAAUUUGUGGGAAAUUCAUCUCCGUAGCAAUAAAAUUAUCACCAUCGGUGAAGGUGUCUUCGAUCCAUUAAUUAACCUAAAAGUGCUAGACCUCUCAGAUAACCAGCUACUUGAUGUACCUACAGGUGCUUUAAGACGUUUACCAUCUUUGAGAACUUUAAAUCUUGCAGAUAACCUCAUGGAAAGUAUAUCAAGUGACGCCAUACCAAAUUUGCGAGACUUAAAAGUUCUUUCACUUGCGUCAAACGUGAUAUCUUACAUUCAUAAUGCAGGAUUUGACGGACUUCUGUCACUGGAGUAUUUGGACAUUAGUUAUAAUAACUUAAGUUUUAUUCCUAAGCAACAACUGUCAAAACUAAUGAGUCUAGGAGAACUUGACCUCAGUGGGAACCAGUUCUCCACAAUUGGACCAAUAGCUUUCCAAAGUCUCUUCGAGCUCCGGCGCUUAAGAUUGUGCAGACUUCCAAAACUUGAACUUGUCGACGUGAGAGCUUUUGUUGAUAACAUAAAACUCCAGAGCAUUUUUAUGGAAUACAACGUAGGACUUACCAAUCUUCCCACAAGACUUUUUCAUGGUAACCCACUUCUUGUUGACAUCUCCGUCCGUGGCAAUUCUUUCACACUUCUGGAUGCCUCUCAUUUCCCUUUGGAUCAGAUGGAUUCUCUGAACCUUGCAGGUAAUCCAUUACACUGCAACUGUUCCAUGUUUUGGCUAUGGACGUUGGCACGCAAACAGUACGAGGCAGAACAAAGAAAUGUCACAGUCCUGCCUCAGCCUUCAGAUGUAUCAGCAGCUCCUUCAGCAUCAACAAAAGUGGUGAACAAGAUUCUUCAACUGGAUAUUGAUGCUAUUCGAUGCGUGGGCCCAGAAACUGUUAAAAGGCUACUGUUGGUUGAUGUGCCAGAAAAAGAGGUACGAUGCGAUAUCUCUUGGUUAGCGGUCAUCAUUGUUACCGUUGUUGUAUUCUCACUGUUUGCAGUGACAUGUGGUUUCUUGUUGUUUCUGGGAAGUGACCGAUUUUGCAAGAAACCUGACACACUCACAGAGUUACCAAAUUACCAUCUCCGUCACCAUCAGAAUGGUGCUGUGCUUAUGGUAAUGCCAAAAAAGGACAAUAUGGAUGGACUGGAUGAUUUCAUGCUGAAAAAGAAGGAUUCAGAGGUGAAUGAGAUGCCAUACAAUCAUCAGCAUCCCUUAGCAAAUUGGGACCCUGUUAACAAAGGCAUUGGUGUUCCAGAUAAUAGAGCACUUGCCAUGUAUCAAAACCAAUACAGUGUGAAUGGUGAAGCGCACAAACCAGCACACAUUGUUUACGUUUUUAAGACGAAGAAGAUGUGGAGGUUAUGUGCGAUGUUGUUACUGGGUGUGGAACUCGGUGGAGCCACAUUGCCGGACCUGGAGUGUCCCGAAGAGUGUGAAUGUCACUACUUCAGGAUCAACUGGGUCACAGACUGUUCGGAAAGCAACUUAACAGAGAUACCUCACGAAGGACUCAGUCAAAAUGUGUAUAUCCUCAACAUGAACAGCAAUAAUGUCACCGACGUGCAGCCCUUCCCCGAGGACAUCAAGUUGAGACGCCUCCAGCUGGCGGACAACUUGCUAACUGGGCUCAAGAGGCAAUCCUUUGCAGGACUGGCCUAUCUACUGGACGCAGAUUUAUCUGGGAACCUGAUCACUCACGUAGACCCAGACGCUUUCAGGGACAGUCCAGGAUUUAUUACACUUGAACUGCAGGAGAAUCCUCUGGAACCCGUAGAUGGGCCUUUCUUGUCUUCCAGAUCGCUAAUGUAUCUGGAUCUGAGCGACUGUCAUCUGACGAGACUGUCCACCCAAUUCUUCACCCUUUCCACAUCCCUGAACAAACUCGAUUUGUCUGGAAAUCCCUUGGGAUCCAUAGAAGAAGGAAUAUUUGAUCCACUAACAAGCCUGGAGUAUUUACAAUUAAACCGUUGUAAUUUGACUCAUGUAGCUGAUACAGCGUUUAGGAAUGUGACGAACUUGAAAACACUUGAACUAUCUGAGAAUUAUCUUACAAUUGUGCAGUGGACAGUUGUGCUUGGUAAUCUGAAACUAUUGGACUCUCUAGACCUCAGAAAAUCAGCGUUGAAUAAUCUGCCUGGAAACGCUUUCGCAAACAACAGCUGGCUCAGAACUCUCGUCCUUGCUGAAAAUGAGCUGCGUGAUUUGGACGUUGCGACUACCCUAGGUCAGAAUCUUCUUCAGCUCGAUACAUUAGAUUUGUCAAACUGUCAUCUUAAAGGACCCCUAUCGGAAGAUGCAUUUGCCAACGCUACAAAACUUCGAACUUUAAUUCUUUCCGGUAACUAUUUAUCAGCUUUGGAUCUGUCUGUGGCAUUGGCACCGCUGACACGCCUCCACAAAUUGUCUUUGAGGAACUGUGGGCUCACACGUCUUCCACCAAACACUUUUCAUCGUCUGACGGCGCUAGAAGAAUUGGAUAUAUCUAAAAAUCCUCUGAAUGAUGUAUUUACUGGGAUUCUGUCACCUUUGGAGACACUGCAGAUGCUUGACAUGAGUUACAGCAAUCUAUCUCAUAUAUCACGUGAUACGUUCUCAAAAAUGACCCACUUACAACGGCUGGUUCUUUCUGGAAAUCGUCUUACUGAUCUUGAGUCUGGAUUGUUCCAGAAUCUAACUCAGUUGAGGACUCUUGAACUUAAUGAUUGUGGGUUGAGUCAUCCACCAGAUGAAGAUGUUUUCAGUACUGACAUCUAUGAAGACUUCCAGGAACUACACCUCGCAGGAAAUCCCCUUAUCAUAACCGAAUUAGAGCCAUUACUUCCACGACAAUUGAGCAAUGUACAGCUCUUAGAUAUGAGCAAUUGUAAUCUCAGAACUUUACCAAAGGAUGCUUUCAUGAAGACACCAAAAAUAACUACGCUUAAGUUAACAGAAAACCACAUCGGUCCAGGUUCGCUUGACCUGGAGUUCAUUAAACAGCUGACACAUCUUGAAACUCUGGAUCUGAGUAACAACAAUCUUAGUCACUUAUCACCAAAUAUAUUUUCAAAUAAUCCAAACAUUACGUCUCUGAAAUUAACAGGAAACCCAUGGAUAUGCGACUGCAGUAUAUAUGAGCUCUGGGAGUGGGCAUCUGUCACGAAAGGGAACUUGACGAUUCUUGUCGGAUCCAGAACUUCUCCCGAAGAUAUAAGCACCGGCAGUGGAAAACGCAAAAAAGGAUUAUUUUGUCAUUAUGAAUCUAAUCGUUUACCAUCGCCGAAGACACCGUCGCAGACACGAGCGAAGGAUUUGCACGCAAGUAGAACGUGGGCAAAAUACCUUAAAGAAUCGGGCUGUGUAUCGAACAGAGGUCCAAAAGCAGAGAGAUACAUAGAUGCUCGCAACACCGGGGAUGGUGUAACAUUUUAUCUGGAAGACUCGCCACCAACGUGGUUUGUCGUGGCUGCUUGCAUGUCACUUCUUGUUUUCCUUGCUAUGGUAUUUGGUACCUGCAUGGCAUUGUUCCUGAAGAAGGGGAAGAAGAAAAAUAUUGCAAGGUAUUCAGCAUCUGCCAUAGAUGUGGAAUGUGUACAAAGUGUCAUAGAAGUGGAAGUUACACCCAAACGACGUAGGAACCAGAAAGUCGUAUAGACCUUCAAAGAACAAUAUUCUCCUAUAUAAUAUUUAAAAUUCCAGUUCCUACCUCACAGGAAACACAAUGCAUAUUCUUUAUAAAGACC